UCCCACAAAUCUUUGAACAAAAUGGCCUCGCUGUAAACCAAUCAGAACAGAACACCACAAUGCGUGUGUAAACGCUCGACGCCUCUCCCCUGCAACGGCUACGGAAGUAAGUAUGAAUGAUUAGCGCACUUAUUAUAAGUGAUUCAGUUGUGUGCUGAUUUGCUUGAAUGCAAAUUUGUACUACUUAUAUUGUAAGAUACUCAUACGUGCUACUUAAAGCGGUGAGGAAAACCUGAAGGCGUCUUGUCUCACAUUCCCUCGGCAUCAUGUCCUGUGCGUAUCUACUGUUAGCCUUAAGUCUCAGUGUUUGCUUAGGUUAUGCUGUUGAAGUUCAGCGGCCUCGCGGAGUUCCUCUGUCAAAGCGACAAUUCUAUGAGGAGAACAAGCCAUUCACUUGUUUGGAUGGGUCUCGUACCAUUCCUUUCGACCGUGUAAAUGACGACUACUGUGACUGCAAGGAUGGAUCGGAUGAACCAGGCACGGCUGCUUGUCCAAAUGGCAGUUUCCAUUGCACCAAUGCAGGAUACAAACCCUCUUUCAUCCCAUCUUCUCGCAUUAAUGAUGGCAUCUGUGACUGCUGUGAUACCACGGAUGAGUACAACAGUGGAGCCACAUGUCAGAACACCUGCAGGGAGAUGGGCCGCCAGGAGAGGGAAUUACUCCAGAAACAGGCUGAGAUUGCCAAAGAGGGCUUCCUCCUAAAACAGCAGCUCAUCAACGAGGCCAAGAGGCAGCAGGAAGAGAAACAGGGCAAGCUGUCAGAGAUGCAGACCAACCGGAAAACCAUGGAGGAUAAACUGGAGGCGUUGAGAACGGUGAAGGAAGUGGCGGAGCAGCCCGAGAAGGAAGCCAAAGAGCGCCACCUCAAGGCCUGGGAAGAUCAAAAGGCCAUUAUUCAUGCAGAGAAGGACAAAGCCAAGAUGGCAGAAGUGUUUUUGGAACUGGAUGAUGAUGAAGAUGGCUACGUGUCCGUAGCCGAGCUGCAGUCCCACUCUGAGCUGGACCCAGACUCUGAUGGGGCGCUCACAGAGGUUGAAGCACAGGGCCUGCUAGGGGGAGUAGAUAAAGUGGAUGCCUCAUCAUUUGAGACCGCAUGGGUCAGCAUAAAAGAGAAAUACAUAUCUGAGUCCCAGGCUGACUCAGCCGCUGUAGAUCCCCCUGCAGAGGAGACCCGGCAGCCCGUCCCAGACAACGAGCCGUACCCAGAGGACGACCCCGUCGACGAAGAAGACGAGAACGAAGACGACGACGAGGAUGAGGAAGACUACCGUGACGAAGAUGGGGACAAGCCCCCACCCUCUGUGCACACUCCAGAGAAGAGCGAGCCGGACGAGGACGCCAUGCCACCCUACGAUGCCCAUACCAAAGCUCUCAUUGAUGCUGCUCAGAAAACCCGCGAUGACUUUGAUGAGGCAGAGAGGGCUCUACGGGAAGUGGACGAUCAAAUCAAGUCCAUCGAGAAGGAACUGUCCUUUGAUUUUGGCCCCUCUGGGGAGUUCACCCACCUCUACAGCCAGUGCUACGAGCUGUCCACUAGCGAAUAUGUCUACAAACUCUGCCCCUUCAACCGUGUUUCACAGAAACCUAAGUACGGGGGAUCUGAGACCAACCUCGGGUCGUGGGGUAGCUGGGCUGGUCCAGAGGACAGUUUAUACUCGGCAAUGAAGUAUGAUCACGGAACAGGCUGCUGGCAGGGCCCAAACCGCUCCACCACAGUGAAGUUGACGUGCGGUAAAGAGACGGUGGUGAUGUCCACCUCUGAGCCCAGCCGGUGCGAGUACCUGAUGGAGUUCACCACACCAGCAGUGUGUCAGGAACCACUCCCGGACCAUGUUUUACAUGAUCCCGGCGAGCUGUAGAUCACACAGCUCCCCCUAGAGGCACUUGUCCGGGAUGUCCUUAACCCCUCCCAUGAGUGGUCACCCGUGAGCUCCAGGACUCAGGUGUCCCCCCCACUCUGCACCACCACACAAUUUUGGUCUCUGGUCCAACCCCACUGUCUAUCAGAAUCAUUGUCGCACUGCUUUUUACAUUCCAUUUCUCCUAGAAUCAAGUAAUAAAGUCGGUUUUAAUGUGC
Molecule: messenger RNA, 2077 nt
Organism: Clupea harengus (Atlantic herring)
Lineage: Eukaryota; Metazoa; Chordata; Actinopteri; Clupeiformes; Clupeidae
Gene: prkcsh
Product: protein kinase C substrate 80K-H
Exons: 18
Coding region: 267-1859 (530 amino acids)
Biological process (GO): liver development; N-glycan processing
Cellular component (GO): glucosidase II complex
Molecular function (GO): calcium ion binding
Source: RefSeq, a predicted model, not a curated record